GACUUUUUUUAGGAUCCACAAAACGUUGGCGAACUCUUUUCUAUCAUAGAUUUUAGUGGUUUCACGAAAAGCGGUAACUUUUAAGGUACUCAUUAAUAAGGUGAAAUGUUCAAAAAUAAAUUAGUGGGGAAAAGGCAGCUGCAGCGUAGAAUAAAACACCAAACCAAACUGUUAAAAAACCAAAUAGACAAUAUGAAAAUUCCAUUAAUCAGGUUUCAAUUGGAUUCACAUAGUUAUAGUGGGUUUGAGACUGUGAGUAGCAAUACUGACCUUUUGGAGACCAGUACAGACAAAACUAAUUUUGAUUCUGAUAGUGAUGUUGACCUAGAAGAAUCUGUAGAUGUUGCUAUCGAUUUGAAGAAUAAACUAAGGGAACGGGUCAAUACAUAUAAUGCAACCCGUAAUUCUACAACUUCAUUAUUACAUAUACUAAAACCAGUUUUACAUUUCUUACCUAUAGAUUUUCGAACACUCAUGGGCACUCCGGGACACACAGAAAUCGUUAAACUAAAUAAUAGGAACAUGCACUAUUUUGGAAUUGAAAAUGCAAUUUCGAAAAAAUGUCAAUAUGGUAUCAAAGAAAAUGCGAAGAAAAUUUCAUUACAAAUCAAUAUUGAUGGAUUACCUCUCUUCAAAAGCAGUUCUACAGAGUUCUAUCCUAUUUUGGGCAUGUGUCGGGCUUUAAAAGAUGAUUCUCCAUUCACAAUUGCCUUAUUUUGUGGUAAUGGCAAACCAGAUCCUUUAGAAAGUUAUUUACGUAACAUCAUAGAUGAAAUUAAUUCGUUGAAAGAACGUGGAAUAAACUACAAUGGAAAAGUAUACACAUUCGAUAUACAUUGCUUCAUUUGUGAUGCUCCUGCAAGGAGCUAUCUGCGCCAAACUGUAGGUCAUACUUCAAAAUUGGGGUGUGAAAAAUGUCACAUUGUAGGUGAUUAUGAAAAUCACAGAAUUAUAUAUGCUCAAAAGAAUCUUAAGUUGUUUAAUCCAAAGUUGGACCAAGACUUCAUAGCUGAACCACUUCCUACAUAUAUCAAAGAAAAAAGUCCUCUUCUAAGAGCAAACAUUAAAAUGGUUACACAGUUUCCUAUAGAUCCCAUGCAUCUACUAUUCCUGGGUGUAGUGAAGCGACUGUUAGUGAACUAUUUUUUUGCCACUUCUCCUGUGAAGUUAUCCCAAAAAAUAAUGAAAGAAAUUGAUGAUAGAGUUUUCAUCUUGUAUGAAUAUAUUACAUCAGAUUUCCCUAGAAAAUGCAGAACUUUCAAAGAAUUACGAAGGUGGAAAGCUACAGAAUUCAAACUUUUCAUUUUGUACACUUUUCUAUAAUGCUGUGAAUACUAUUCAAUACAGAUUAGUAUUAUUGUUACAUUGCGCUAUUUUUAUAUUGACUGAUGAGAACUUGAUCGAAAAAUAUAUUCUUGUUGCAGAUGAAAGUUUAAAGAAACUUGUUAUCGAAUCUGCUGAAGUGUUUGGUAGAGAUUUCGUGGUAUUUAAUGUGCAUAAUUUGGUGCACUUGGUGGAUGAUAUAAAUUUGUAUGGUACAAUCAAUCAAUAUUCUUGUUUUCCUUUUGAAAAUUACAUGACAUUUUUGAAAAGGACAUUGCACUCUUCAAAUAAUCCAUUACAGCAGCUGCAUAGGAGAAUCCAUGAACAUGAAUUUUUUCCAUCAGAACCUAGCAAUCUUGAACAAUAUUCUAAACUUGAACCGAAAAAUCUCAGUAAGAAAUUGUAUAAUGCACAGGGUAAAUUAAUUUCAUUCAAUUGUGAACAGUUGCAGUUCAAGGAUACCUGUUUAUCUAUUUACAAGCCUGACAAUUGAGUUAUGUUGAAUUCCAAAAAAAUUUAUAUAAUCAAAUUCAUCAGAUACAUUGAGGACGGAUAUGUACUUGGUGGUGAGCCUUUCACAUAUUAUGACGAUUUAUAUAGUGAACCAUUGCAAUCUUCUAAAUUAAACAUAUUUUAUGUUAAAAAAAUUGAUGAAUCUAGAGCAAAAGCAUUCAGUUUAGUUGACAUUUCAAACAAAUGCAUGAUUAUGCCUGUCAAAGAAGGUUUUGCCGCUUUUUCUCUGAACCACUAUAAAUUCUCUGAUUUCCACCACUGAAGCACUAUGUUUGCGGUUGUGGAGUUUCUGAAUUCCGAAAUGGAAUCCACGGGUGAAAUUUCUAUAGUGCCAUUAAUUUGGCUGAU
Harmonia axyridis is the source of this 2184-nucleotide messenger RNA. RefSeq lists its product as uncharacterized. The transcript is spliced from 2 exons. The record is from RefSeq and is a predicted model, not a curated record. The coding region runs from base 106 to 1323 and encodes 405 amino acids. Lineage: Eukaryota; Metazoa; Arthropoda; Insecta; Coleoptera; Coccinellidae.